Molecule: messenger RNA, 2522 nt
Organism: Ahaetulla prasina
Lineage: Eukaryota; Metazoa; Chordata; Lepidosauria; Squamata; Colubridae
Gene: C2H5orf63
Product: chromosome 2 C5orf63 homolog
Exons: 4
Coding region: 514-876 (120 amino acids)
Source: RefSeq, a predicted model, not a curated record
GUGCUAGUACAACCUGUCUUCCCAGCCUCCAUCCCCACCCCCCUUUUCAAUGAAAUGAUGGAACUGUACAAAAUUGCCGCAAAUCGUCUUAGAGCAGCUUGGAGACAAAGUUGCGCUGUGGUUCAUCACACUUAAGUCAAAGAUAAUUGUAUCUAACAUUUGUGUAAAACAGACCCUGAAGAUCAUGUGAUAAGAGGCAGUUCAAGGCUGAAUCGAACAAUCUCCAUAAAGAGCUAUUGUUGCUUUUCAUUUAUAAUUGCUCAUAAUCUAUCAUUGUUGUUCUGGUUUUGCUUUCAACAUUCCAAUGCUUUUAUAAAAGCUCUACUUACGUGGGAACUUACGACCUGCAUUUUAUUCUGCUUUAUUUGCCUAUUUAAAUGUUCCUAUAUCCCCCCACUUAUAUCCUUUUUGGAUUUCAGUGUGAUGCAUAAUGAUAAUAGUAAAAAACCCUACUGAAAGUGAAUACCAAACAAAGACUAAGAUCCGCAAUAAUAAACUUCCAAUAUAUUCAACAUGCCCAGGGCAAAGAUGCUGUGGCUUCAAAGUUGGACCUUGCAUCUCACAAAUUAUUCAAAACCACUUCAAAGGAUGUUGUGUGAAGCCGGUGUUAAACUACCAGUGUUAACGUUGUUCACCAAGCAUCCCUGUCCUUUAUGCGAAGAAGCCAAAAUGAUGCUUGAACCAUAUAAACACAAGUUUACUUUGGAGGAAAUAGAUAUAACUCUACCUAAUCAUUCAGUCUGGCUUGAAAAAUACAAGUAUGAAAUACCUGUCUUUCAUCUGAAUGGGAAAUUCUUAAUGAAGCAUCGGGUAGAUACACAAAAACUAGAAAAUCAUCUUUUGAAUUUAGAAUUACAAGAUGAAAGAAACAAAUGAAGAAAAAUGAAGAUAUUCAACUGCAAGCUAUAAGGAUGGUAUUGAUCAUUUUUGUAUUGCCUUUGUACAAAUAAAAACAUACCCUGAAAAUUUUAUAAUCAACUAUCAGAGUUGUGUUUGAUGACAUAUUUAUUUCACAUUGACCAUGUUCUUCACUGACAGUAAACACAACACACAUUUUAGAGGUUUUUUUCAAUUGUCACACAUCUCACAUACGCUUUAGUCUUUAUGCUACUACUAUACAGUGGGAUAUAAUUGUAUUAAUAAAAGUGAAGCAGCAUAAAAUGUGGUCCUAAAAUACUAAUUGAAACAAACUGAAACCAAGUAAGCUUAUUGUCAAUUUUGCCUUCAUUCUUAUAUUUGUUGUUAAACAUUAUAUAACUUUCCUUGGAUAGCAGUUUACAUAGCUAACAAUAGAUUUAAACCUUAGGCUAAAGUUAUAUAGCAGCCUAUAAAUAUGUUGGACUUCAAAACUUCCAUUCUUCUGUUGGCUUGGAAUUCAAUGCAUCCAAAAGGUUUUAACUUGAGUGAACUUGCCUAGAUCUUAAGGACAGCCCAGGUGGUCCUCAACUUACAACCAUUUGUUUAGUGACUAUUCAAAGUUACAACAGCACUGAAAAAACUGACUUACGACUGUUUUUCAAACUUGCUAAUGUUGCAGCAUCUUUAUGGACAAAAGAUCAAAAUUCGGAAAGUUGGCAACUGGCUAAUAUUUAUGACAGUUGCAAUGUCCUGGGAUCAUGUGAUCCCAUUUGCAAUCUUCUAACAAGCAAUCCAGGGCAAAUCCAGAUUCACUUAACCACUAUGUUACUAACUUAACAACAGCAGGGAUUCAUUUAACAGUUGUCACAACAGAAAGGUCAUAAAAUGGAGCAAAGCUCACUUAACAAAUGUGUCACUUAGCAACAGAAUUUUGGGCUCAAUUGUGAUCAUAAGUCCAUGAAAACUGGCCACUCUUUGUGAGAAUUGCUUGCAUUUUCUUCUGAUAGCUCCUGGAAGCCAAUCAAAAAUUUCAAAUGCUGUACUAGUAGUAACAGCAUUUGGACCAAAGUCCUUUUGGCGAUAUUGGAAAAAAGACAACUAGGCGGAUCGUUGAAAUAGAUUAUCUUCAGAGCCUUUUCCAGUUCUGUGAUCUCUGUUUCCUCAUAAUUGGUCUUUCAUUAGAGGCUUAUUAGUUAAUGAUGCCUCAUUAAAUAUACAUAGAAGUGGAUCCAAGAGGUAAAAGCCUACAGCAGUGUGUGAUAGCCUCUGAUGUGAUUUGCUUUUACUCCCAUGGAAAUUUAAUAGACACAACAAGCGAAGAGGUUAUCAUAAUCAGUAUAAGUGCACUUUAUAUAAAGCCUUGAUGCUGUACACAGCAGUACUCAAACUGAGUCUCUGGCUAGCUUAAACUGAUUGAAGGCUUUUUCUAAUUUGCGUUCCAAAAGAACUACUCAAAGAAUCCUUGUUUUCCCAACAGGCUUGAGUAUCUUUAAAAGGAUAUUAACACUAAAAAUUACAUAUUUCGGUAGGAAAUUUAAUCAUUAGCUUUUGGUAAAGAUCUUUGGCAAUGAUAAAAUGUUGGUAAAUGGAAAUUAAUAUAACCCUUUUGUAUUUUCCCUUCUGUGCUCUUUAAAUCUUUUCUUCCCCUUAUUCAUCCCAAUGCU